Messenger RNA from Geodia barretti, 2491 nucleotides. The record is from the annotation of a GenBank genome assembly. NCBI's taxonomy places the organism in Eukaryota, Metazoa, Porifera, Demospongiae, Tetractinellida, Geodiidae.
GACACUAUACUGUUUAUACUGGUAUAUACUUUUUGAGAGGUUUUGGUAUUUCAAUAACACGUGAAUCAACAGAGGAUGUGAGGAGAAAGCAGUUAUUAUAGCAAAUUUUGCUUGCUUUCUACAUACAACCAUAGUGGCAAUAAUAUACGUAGCUAUAUACCAACACGGAAGAGAGACUGUGUAGAAGCGAGAUUCAGCUAGAGAGUAUUAACUUGAUAUAUAGGAAGACAUACGACAAAACUUCACUAGUCGCCUGAUCCAGUGCAAUGUUCGUUGCUCCUCUAAAUUAGCUAUUAUGCUGCUCAUUCCGUGGUCACGUGCGCCUAUACUUCAGCCAUCGCACACUGCUUGUCAGCGCGCAUUGUAAUGGCGGAACUCCCGGCAUGCGACGUUAUAGAGAAUGACGAGGUUCAUCUGAAGAGCACAUUGCUGCACACCGGACGGUACGCCACUGUGAGAGAGGCCGACAUCGCUGGAGCGAAAUGCGCAGCCAAAAUCUUCAAUUUCAGUGACGGUGAACGCUCUCCCAGCAGGCAAGAUGACGUGGUCUGUGGAUGCAAGGUAUUAGACACACUACGACACCCGAACCUCGUGUCGUUCCUUGGGAUUACCCAAUCCCCUGACUCUGUACUCCCUGUCCUGCUCGUGGAGUAUUUACCCACCUCCUUACACCGCUUCCUGUCACCAGCAAAGGCUGAGCAAUCAAUUCCACUAGGCUUGAAAAUCUCCAUCCUCCAAAACGUGGCUUGUGGCCUGGCGUACCUGCACAUCCAGUCACCGCCAAUCCUUCAUGGUCACUUGUCUGCAAAGAAAGUCCUCCUUACUUCAGGAGCAGUGGCCAAGAUAUCGGUGGAUGUAGGGGUCACCGUAUUACCACAGCCUCUUCAAACAUCGCCAUACAUGCCACCAGAAAUCACAGGGGCACAGUCUCCAUGCACAGCGGCUGUCGAUAUCUUCUCCUUUGGCGUUCUUUCCCUCUUUACCCUCACCCAGGACCCUCCAAACAACAUCCUCCCGCAAACAUACACAAAUGAAUCGAAACAGCUCAUAUGUCGCAGCGAAAUUGAGCGUUGCUCCCAGAGCAUGGAGAAAAUCUUCCGUGAGCUUGGGAAGGAGCAUCCUCUGGGGAAACUGAUCACCAGUUGCCUCAAUCAACAACUAGCCUCGCGACCAACUGCUGCCAAUCUGGUGGAAACUCAUUCUCUCUUGUGGCAGGCAGCAGUGUUGAUCCCAGAUCCAUUCCAAGAGAAAACCAAGGUGGACCUGGUACACCACACCCACAACCUUGCAUGUGCACACGUGAGAAUGAGGAGAGAAUUGGAGAGUCACGAUUGUGAACAGAGGGACCAAAUUAGGGGUUUAUUACAGGGAAUGGCCCGACAGAGAGAGAUGCUGCCUACUGAGGAUGGCGAGGAAGAAGAUAAGGAGAUGGUGAGCGAACAAGAGAUUGCCUACAUAGCAAACUUUGUGGAGGGGAUCCAAGCUGACAAGCUCGGUCGAGAGCUCGGCGUGUGUGAAUCUACACUUGAAAUCAUCAACUGCGAAUCUGCCAACAGAUGCGACGAGAACAGAAAAAGGGCAAACGUUCUGAGGCAGUGGCUCAGGAACACCAGUUCACCCACAUGGGAAGCUCUGGUUAAGGCACUGGGUUCAAUUGGCCAGAAAAGAGUUGCAGACAUACUCAGGAAUGAUAAAGGUUUGAGUGCUAAUUACUCAAAUGUGCACUUGCAAGGCCUAGCAUGAAACCAGGUUUUUACUAGAGCUUCUAGAUUGCAUUCCUCCCUUGCCCACUAACAGCCAGUAUUCUUAGUCUGUCAGAGGACUAUGUACACAGUGAAAGACAUCUUAUCAGUUCCCAGCAAAAACAUGUGUUCAACUGGCCCUUUAGGUCUGCAGUACUGCACUACCAUAACUGAGCGGGGGAGUGAACAGAGUCAAGCGGAACUGAGGAAGGUGGAGGCAAAGUCUGCAGAUGACGGUAAGGCGGCAGCAGAGCUGAAAUCCCAGCUGGAGAAGGCUAGAAAGAGUCUGGAAAUAGCCCGGUCUAGUCUCUCCGAGGCCAACAGAGAGCUGGAGGAGGCCAACAAGAAAUGCAACGAGCUUCAAGAGACAGUGUCCAACAUUGAGAAAGAGAUGAGGGGUCUCAGACACGAACUCAAAGGCGAAGAGCUAUUCAGAAAGGAGUUGGCUGAUGAGAACCUCCAACUAAAGCUCGAAGUGGAACGCUUGAAAAGAAAGUAGAUAGAAACGGUUUGAUUCAUACUUCUUUAUUAUUAUACAUAGCAAAUGUGUUUGUUAUUAGUUCUUAUAAAUUCCACAACUCUUGUUGUAUGAGAUGUACUAAACAAUUUGUUCAAGUCCAAUAUUCUAAUGCAUGCAGUUGUGUAUCGUUACAUAAUCAGUUCAAUACAUACCUGCAGAAACAAACAGAGCAUGUUAGCAGUAUGUGACUGUAAUACUGAGAAGCUUACUUUGUGACUGUAGCAGUCCU